GGAGGGAUUAGGGGCGGCCUGCGAGGCUCCGCCUCCUUUAGGGCCUGCCGAGGCUGGGGCUGAGGGUAGCCCCACCCCCUUGGGACACUCGCCACACGCGUGCGCAGUGGGUCGCAGAGCCGCCAUGCCGGAACCGUGCGGGUCGUCACCCCUUCGGGUAAACGCGGCGUUUGCCGCGCGGUACGGCCGCUACCGGGAGCGCGAGGAGCUGCAGCGGCUUAAAGAUCGCUACGGGGACCGAGACAGCGGCGGCGACUCCAGCUCUGAGUCCGACUCUGGCGACGAGCGCGUGGAAUUUGAUCCCCAGCAAGAACGUGACUUUUACAGGACUCUCUCCCUGUUGAAGAAGAAGGACCCCCGCAUUUACCAGAAAGAUGCCACCUUCUAUCAGAGAACAGUAUCCUCCUCGGAGAGUGAGGAAGCGCCAGCAGCCAAGGAGAAGCAAAAGAAGAUGCGGCCCAUGUACCUGAAGGACUACGAAAGGAAGGUUAUCUUGGAGAAAGAAGGCAAAUAUAUCGAUGAGGAAAAUUCAGAUGAGGAGACCUCCAAUCAGAGAUUCCAGAUCUCGUCAAAAAGUUACGCAGAAGAGCAGAAACAGCUCAAGGAAAGCUUCCGGGCUUUUGUGGAAGACAGCGAGAGUGAGGACAGUGCCGGGGAGGGUGGCUCCGGGUUGCUGCAGAAACGCGCUAAAACCAGGGAGGAGAAGGCCCAGGAGGAUGCGGACUACGUGGAGUGGCUGAAGGGGCAGAAGGAGAUUCACAACACUGAUACCCUGCAAGAACUGACCCACCUCAAAGAAUAUUGGAACGACCCAGAGCUAGAUGAAGGCGAGCGGUUCCUGCGAGAUUAUAUUCUUAACAAACACUAUGAGGAGGAGGAGGAGGGCGAGGAGGAAGAAGAGGAGGAGGAGGAAGCGGGCCCCAGCCUCCCCGUCCAGCUGGCCGUGGAGGAUUCCUCGGAUGAGGGGGAGCUGUUUCUGAAGAAGCAGGAGGACUUUGAGCACAAGUACAACUUCCGCUUCGAGGAGCCGGACUCGGCCUUGGUCAAGACCUACCCUCGAAGCAUCGCGUCCUCUGUGCGCCGCAAGGACGAGCGCAGGAAGGAGCGGAGAGAGGAGACGAGGGAGCGAAAGAAGAGGGAGAAAGCGAAGAAGCAGGAGGAGCUCAAGCAGCUGAAGAACCUGAAGAGGAAGGAGAUCCUGGCCAAGCUGGAGAGGCUGCGGCAGGUCACAGGCAAUGAGACACUGGGCUUCGAGGAGAAGGACCUGGAGGACGACUUUGAUCCUACCCAGCAUGACCAGCUCAUGCAGAGAUGUUUUGGGGACGAGUACUAUGGCACCACGGAGGAGGAGAAGCCGCAAUUUGAGGAAGAGGAAGGGCUUGAAGCAGAUGACUGGAACUGGGACACGUGGGCUGGGCCCGAGCAGGGUGGAGCUUGGAGCCAGCAGGAACCGCACUGCGAGGACCCCGACUUCAAUAUGGAUGCUGACUACGACCCCAGCCAGCCGCGGAAAAAGCGGCGCGAGGCCCCCUUGACAGGCAAGAAGAAGCGCAAGUCGCCCUUCGCCACGGCGGUGGGGCAGGAAAAGCCCGUGUUCAACCCUGGAGACAAGACGUUCGAGGAGUACCUGGAUGAGUAUUACCGGUUGGACUACGAGGACAUCAUUGAUGAUCUGCCCUGUCGCUUUAAGUACCGCACCGUGGUUCCCUGCGACUUCGGGCUGAGCACCGAGGAGAUCCUCGCUGCUGAUGACAAAGAGCUGAACCGGUGGUGCUCCCUGAAGAAGACCUGCAUGUACAGGUCAGAGCAAGAGGAGUUGCAGGACAAGAGGGCAUACAGCCAGAAGGCCCAGAACUCCUGGAAGAAGAGGCAGAUCUUCAAGUCACUUUGCCCAGAGGGGAUGGAGACACUCACGGAAGCCACAGGGAAGCCACAGAGAGACAAAGCCGACCCUCCAGGGCAGCUGCUAGCACCUGAUGGGGCCUGUGGGCAGCAGCCCCAGCCUGGGAGCCCCCCAGCACAGGAAGAGGCGGGUCCUGUGUCUCCCACCCAGAAGCCAGUCCCCCACAGGCGGAGGAGGGGCAAGAAGGCGCGUCUCCUGGGCCCCACCGUGACCCUGGGUGGCCGUGAGUUUAGCCGCCAGAGACUGCAGGCCUUUGGCCUCAACCCCAAACGGCUGCACUUCCGGCAGCUGGGCUGGCAGCGGAGGAAGCAACAGGGUCCCAAGAGCGGCCCCUGAGCUCCGGGGAGCAGGCAGGGGCCCUGGGGUUCCUCCCCUCCAAUCAAGCUUGGGGACUGUGUAGACCCUGGUGUCUGCCUGUGGCCGAAGAAGUUGUGGAAGUGAGGCCUACCUAACACGCUUCCCCCAGCAUCUCACCUUGAGACACGCCUUGGACCCCUUGGACCCCAUCCCUUAAAUGCUGGGCCCAGCCAUAGCCACAGUCAAAUUAAACGGCUUUAUUAGCCCCCAGUGGCCACAGUUCCCCCCCUCCCCUACCCCCCCCCCCCCCCCCCGUCCUUAGCAGGGUAGGGGCUUUGGGACCAGUGAGGGGCAUGGGUGGUCCAGUGCAAACUACAGUACUUGAGUCAGGCCCUGAGUGGGUGUCCGGAAGCUCUCCCUCCCUGCCCUGUGAGGAGGGCCCAGCUGGCGGGAGGCCCAUUGUCUGAAUGGCCCCAGUUCAGAGCUUUCCUGGACUGGUCUCAGCUGCGCUUGUCAAGGGAGUGAGAAGGGGAAGACCCAUCACCUCCCGAUGUCAAGCUCCCACACCCAGCAUGACAUAAAUAAAAAAAUAAA
Messenger RNA from Acinonyx jubatus (cheetah), 2794 nucleotides. RefSeq names its product KRI1 homolog (gene KRI1). The record is from RefSeq and is a predicted model, not a curated record. Lineage: Eukaryota; Metazoa; Chordata; Mammalia; Carnivora; Felidae. Bases 125 to 2239 code for a protein of 704 amino acids. Gene Ontology annotation, cellular component: 90S preribosome; nucleolus. Gene Ontology annotation, biological process: endonucleolytic cleavage in ITS1 to separate SSU-rRNA from 5.8S rRNA and LSU-rRNA from tricistronic rRNA transcript (SSU-rRNA, 5.8S rRNA, LSU-rRNA). The transcript is spliced from 19 exons.